This is a messenger RNA of Dentiscutata heterogama, 2772 nucleotides long. The record is from the annotation of a GenBank genome assembly. NCBI's taxonomy places the organism in Eukaryota, Fungi, Glomeromycota, Glomeromycetes, Diversisporales, Gigasporaceae.
AAUAUGAUGACAUCAAUGAUGAUUUCUAGUCUUCAACAAAUAUCUCACUUGGAGUCAACCAUUGCUGGUAUUCCAGGCACUUUGAGUGCACUCGAAUCUGAGAUUAAGUUAAAGGCUCAAGAAUUUAAACAGUUAUCCAAUAUACGUCAAAUGCCUCUUGCCUAUGCCAUGACACUAAUCGAGAUUUUGAGACGAAGCGAAUAUACUAAAUUAUUUCUCUCUAAAGCCCAGCAAUUAGCAGAGGCUAUGGCCAAUUUCCGAAAUUUAGAGCAAAAAAGACGUGAUAAUUACCGCUUGGAUGUUAAAAGUUACAUUCCCUUAAAUAUUUCAGCUUUAGAUGAUAAUCCACCAAUGUGUGAGGUUUCUACUUUGAAUAUUAAGGACGAUCGGCUACCAUCCUUUUCAAAAGCCGAUAUUAAAACCUUUUUUGACCUGCUUGAAAAGAUUCGUCCUAUAAUUUUAUCUCAAGCAUCAUUAUUUAAAUCACAAAUUGUUGCUUCCUCUUCCUUAUUCAAAACCCGGGAUCAACAGACAAUUCAACAAACUGUUAUUGAUAUUUUAUCGACCUUACAUUCAAAAUCGGUCAAAUCAUACAGCCAAAUAGAAAAGAUGGAUUUAGAAUUCGAUAAAAUCGUAGAAAAGAGUUUUCACUUUGAACGAUCUGAUUUUGAUAAAAAUAAUACAUUGUCACGUCGGUCACUUGCACCACCAUCACCACAAAUGGGUCGGCGGUCCUCUCGCUCAUCACGCCAAAGUUUCUCAGAGGAUAGUGGUUCGACACUUGGCAAUACUACUGAUCGUUUACUACUUGAAACGCUUAAAGAAUUAGAUAGAUCAAAAGAAACGACCAAGAAAUAUGAGGCCAGGAUAAAAAAACUAGAAGACUUAUUGCAUACUAAUUAUCAAGCCUCGAAAAAUUCUACAAUGCUUUCUAACACGCGUAAAAUAGAUUCAAAGUUUUCUGUUUCAGCUGUUGAGCAGGAAUUAGAAAAGAAUUCGCUUCAAGAAAAAUAUAACGAGCUCCAAAAUCAAUAUAAUCUAUCAUCAACACGAUGCAAUGAGUUGGAGACAAAGGUUACUGAGCUUGAGAAAGUUAAUCAAGCGCAUGAAAAUUAUAUAGUAGAAACAAAUAAUGAAAAAAGUAAUCAAUUGGAAGAAUUUCAGAAUCGUGUUAAUGAAUUAAAUCAAACAUUACUUAGUGAAAAAUCUGAAAAAAAAAUGCUUAGUGACAAGUAUGAUGAUAGGAUUCAAGAGUUAGAAUCACUUUUGCGUGAAUCUAAUAGGAAAAACGCCGACUUAGAGAAGGAAUUAGAAGUGUUGAAAACUGAUAAUGAACAUGUCAAAAAAGAAAAGGAUGCUGCUGAAGCAGAAACUUUUACGUUGGAUUCUAAGAUUAAUAGUAUUUUAGCAGAAAAUAAUAAAUUGAAAGGUCUAUUGGAAGACAGUCAGAAACAGAAUGAAGAGAGAGAGAAAUUGCACAAGCAAGAACUUGAUCAACUUCAGAAACAAUCAGAUGAAAAACUCCAAGAAAUUGAAGGCUGGAAACAAAACCUAGAAAUGAUGAAUUCUGCUCGAGAAGAUUUGGAACAAGAUCUCGCCAAGUCACGAGAAAAAAUUAAAUCUAUAGAACAGGAUUAUAACGAACGCACGAAAACUUUUGCUACGACUGAGAAAUUAAUAAAAGACAUCUCCGAAACAAUUAAUGAAUAUAUGUUUAUUGUCACAUCGAAUGAAUCUUCUAAUUCAGAGCAGAGUUUUAUUAUUCGUAAACACCUUUUUGCUGAAUAUUCUAUUCUGCUGGCUGAAAAGACGAUAUCAAAUGAUAAUCUUGAUCCUAUAAUCAUGAUACGAAAGAUGGGAAACGCUGCAAAAUAUCUGGAUCAAAAGUUGUGUGAAACAAGUCAAUCAUUAGAUGCAUCAACGAAUUUGAAAACGGAACUGGAAAAUUCACUAACUGAAUUGCGUCGAGAGUUGCAAGAAAGAACGGAAUUUUCUAAGGGGUUAAGUAAAUCUUUGUGGGAAUAUUACAGUAGCCUUCGGACAUUAAUGAAAACUAUGGAAUUAAAAAUACCAACGUUGGCUGAUAAUUAUGUAAUGAGUGUAACAUCUAUAUCACAGAAUGUUGAUGACAAUAAAACAGGAUUGUCAGAUAGUUGUUAUACAGAAGAUUUAAGCAAAUUUUUCCUUAACGAUAAUUCUGAUGAACAAAGUUUUUGGCCAAAAGAGAAAUAUGAAACUUUACUUUCGUUGACGAUGAAAGUAAAAUUAGAUGAGGUACGAGACCUAAUAGUGCGAGCGCUUAAAGAUGCUGAAAGUUUGAGAAAUCGAUUUCAAGAGGAAUCUAAAUCAUGUAGAGCUAGAGAAGAAUCGAAAGACAAGAUUGUAUUUCAAAAUUUCAAGAACAAGGACGUUGUACUUUUCUUUCCUUGUAACCCAUCGCCUAAAAAAACAUAUAUGGCCUUCAACCAUAAUUGUCCUUAUUACUAUUUAAGCGAUACCGAAACAAUUAAGAACAAAGAUUAUAUUAUGGGUCGAAUUAUAAAAAUUUCUAAUCAUAUCGCGGAAGCAGAAAAUAAUCCUUUUGAAUUGCAAAUUGGCGUCAAGUAUUACACAGUAGAUAUCGACGAAAAUUGGCAGAAUGUGACCAAUAGUUUUCAUAGUAGACGUUAUUCAGUAAAUACAACAGAUACUAUAACUCGUUCUCCUCGCUCUCACAAAAGUCAUAGCCUUCCUUCGCGCUCAUUAUCAUCAUCGGUCAUUAUGUCUAACGAC